AUGUCCACUCCCAAUGGCAAGACCGUGGAUGAGCAGGUGGUCGGUCGACCAAAAGGAAAAGGUCCCAAAAAAAUUAAACUUGUUUCUGGACUUACCUCCUUUCCGCGCGAAAUUCUCGCCCACUUCGAUGCCCUGGAGAUGCUCGAUCUUUCCAGCAACCCUUCUCUUUCACAGCUCCCAAAAGACAUCUCCCGGCUUCACAAGCUUAAGAUAGCCUUCUUUUCUAAUUGCAGCUUUACCGUUUUCCCCAAGGAGCUUGCGCAAUGCCGAUCUCUUGAGAUGGUGGCUUUUAAGGAAAACCGCAUGACCACAAUCCCAGAAUUCGCAUUUCCUCGAAAACUGCGCUGGUUAAUUCUCACGAAUAAUGAGAUAACGUCUCUCCCUGCUAGCAUCGGCGAAUGCCAUCGCCUUCAGAAGUGUAUGCUAGCAGGGAACCGGUUGACAAACUUACCAACUGAGAUGGCAUAUUGUCGGAAGCUUGGCUUGUUACGUCUGUCUUCUAAUAAGCUUGCAGAGCUUCCGGAAUGGCUGUUUGAGCUUCCCGAGCUCUCGUUUCUGUCAUUCGCAGGAAACCCAUGCAUGCGGGGUUUCUACGACAAUCCAGUCCUGAACGAUAUUUCCUGGAAGGAAUUGGAGGUUCAACACCUACUCGGCGAAGGGGCGUCGGGGAUUAUCUCUAAAGGAACUUGGAAAGGGGAAUCCGAAGAAAGGCCGGUUGCCAUCAAGCUUUUCAAGGGCGAAGUAACGAGCGAUGGCUCCCCAGCCGAUGAGAUGGAUGCCUGCAUUGCAGCUGGCAAGCAUCCAAGCCUCAUAGAUCCGAUAGGGAAGAUCCAGGGGCAUCCAGAUAAGCGCGGCCUUGUUUUAGAGCUCAUCCCUCCGCAUUAUCAAAACCUCGGUCUCCCACCUACCCUUGAUAGUUGCACGAGGGACUCAUUCCUUCCUGAGACCGUCUUUUCUGUCGUGACCUGCAAGAACAUGCUACUCGGCAUCGCCAGCGCGGCAGAACACCUCCAUGCGCGGGGAAUCAAGCACGGAGACUUGUAUGCGCAUAAUAUCCUACUCGAUAAAUCAUCCGGCCACGCGCUCCUUGGGGACUUUGGCGCUGCUACUAUCUACGGAAGGGAGCAUGAAAAGGCCGAGAUGAUCGAACGGAUGGAAGUCUUUGCUUUUGGACAUUUGGUGGAAGAUUUACUGGGGCUGGUGGAACGAGUGAUUGGUGACGAGGGCCUUAUUGACAGCAAGAAGGACGCGUAUGCUAUUGAGGCGUUGAAUUUGUUGCAUUGGAAGUGUACCCACCCUGUUGUAAUGCAGAGACCUAAUUUUGCAGAGGUGAAGGAGGAAUUGGAAGGGUUUUGA
Venustampulla echinocandica is the source of this 1356-nucleotide messenger RNA. RefSeq names its product L protein. The transcript has a single exon. Gene Ontology annotation, cellular component: plasma membrane. Gene Ontology annotation, biological process: protein phosphorylation. Gene Ontology annotation, molecular function: protein kinase activity; ATP binding; protein binding. NCBI's taxonomy places the organism in Eukaryota, Fungi, Ascomycota, Leotiomycetes, Helotiales, Pleuroascaceae. The record is from RefSeq and is a predicted model, not a curated record. Bases 1 to 1356 code for a protein of 451 amino acids.